CUCCGAGGCAGGAAACUCAUUGUGAUGAUUGCCCCGUUGACGAUUUCAGUUUGUUUCUUUUCUCGUCCUUCCCUUCUGAAACCCAGCAAACCCUGAGAUAUCGCUGCGCCAGCAUUAUGUCCACCACUCCGGAGCCGCCAGGAAAUGAUUCCAUCCUCCGACGGAACAAAGAUGUCCCACACUCAAGUUUGACUGAAGAAGAUGACAGUUUUGGCUGUGAUGCUCUGGAAUUAGAAGAUGAUGUCCCUGACAGAUAUUCCUCAUUACCUUCCUCCUCAUCUUCUCACCAUUCUGAAGGGCUGGAUCUAGAACAAGUCAACUCUAUUUUCAGAAAGUUCUCUCUGGAAAGAGCCCAGCAGCUUCUCCUAGUAAAACUCCAGCGACUCAUGAACAAAGGAAGCAAAGAAGAUAUAGACAGUGUCCAUGGGCUAUCACGAACUACGCUGCAACCAGACGAAGCUGCAUCUCCCAGUGAAUCCAAAACCAGCCCUCGUCUCUCCAGAGCCAGCUUCCUUUUGGGCCAGAUCUUGCAGAGGCUGCUGAAAACCAACGAGGUUUUCUUUUUGUUUUGUUUUGCUCUGAUCCAAUUCCUGGGUGAUUACCGCCAUUUGUACAUCCGUGGUUUAUCCAGCCCCUCGCAGGCCUUAAAGCUGCUACCGAAACCAGAACUGGAGGACGAAUUGCUGAGGACGUGUCGUCAGAACGAGAAGGAGCUGGAGGGCUUACCUUGCCUUUACGCCUCGUUGGAGACGGACUCCUGGAGCAGCCUGGAGGAUCUUCUCCGGAUCAUCAAGGAUAAAGUCUGGGAAGAGCAGCAGAAAACCAUCUGGGUUGACGAGGAACAAUUGUGA
Thamnophis sirtalis is the source of this 851-nucleotide messenger RNA. NCBI's taxonomy places the organism in Eukaryota, Metazoa, Chordata, Lepidosauria, Squamata, Natricidae. The record is from RefSeq and is a predicted model, not a curated record.